Racocetra persica is the source of this 249-nucleotide messenger RNA. The record is from the annotation of a GenBank genome assembly. NCBI's taxonomy places the organism in Eukaryota, Fungi, Glomeromycota, Glomeromycetes, Diversisporales, Gigasporaceae.
UCAAGCAUAAAGGGUUCGGUUAUUAGUGGUUAUGUCCUCCAACCAACUCCAAGCUUUUGUGUCGGUCUUGCCUCUCUUUCUUUCGGUAAGGAAGGCCGAAGGGGGCUCGAACAGUUUACUGGAAGGGCUUCCGAAGGCCUUAUGGCAAUAAGUGCCUUACAGACAGCCAGCCAGCUAACAGUUCGUUCCCUUCGUGCCUUGGCUGGCCUUUUUGGUUGGGGAGAAGUCCAAAAUAUCUUUAUUCGUUAA